Molecule: messenger RNA, 1152 nt
Organism: Tarenaya hassleriana
Lineage: Eukaryota; Viridiplantae; Streptophyta; Magnoliopsida; Brassicales; Cleomaceae
Product: protein FAM133
Exons: 4
Coding region: 223-1023 (266 amino acids)
Source: RefSeq, a predicted model, not a curated record
AUUUUAACCGGCAUUUAUAUACCAAACCAAAUCGGACUUCUUAUGCUGGUUUUCUCCGGUUCGGAGAGUCAUCAACUGCACCUCAUUUUUUCCUUUACCCAGAAUUCAGAUUUUGCAUCUGAGAGUUAGGGUUUCUACGCCCCGGAAAACGCUCUGUGAAGUUUGAUAUCCAAGGAAUUUCCUUUCUCCUGGUACUUGAUCUCCUCCUCGAUCAUAAAUCUCAUGGGUCAUCAGUUGCUUUGGUGCCCUGAGAUGGAUCUGGAAACUGAGAAUAGAAUAGCUGCUAUUCUCUUAAGAGAAGCUGCCGAAUUGAGGAGGCAAGCUGAAAGAGAAGGCGUCCGAGCAUACCUUGAGAAGCCUAAUGUAAGGCAUCGGCCUAACUCGAGAUUUCUCACGGCCACCGUCCUCGGUGUUCAACAAUCAAAUAAAGCUGUAGAAGUCAGUGAGAUGUGGAAGGCUCGGAGUAAAGAGCUUGAGCUAAAUGAAAGGCGCAAAAGAAAAUCGAGAGAAGAGAGCAGCAGUCACCGCUGGAGUGAGCACGAUGGCAGUUGCUCGAGAAGGAGCUUGGAUAAGAGAUACUCCUCGGCUGACGAGAAUGAUACUUGUGAGGCAUCAUCAAGCAGGAAAACUAGCAAGAGAUACGAUUCGGAAGAAGGUGAAGGCUUAAGAGAUGAGGAGAUCGAGACUUUUCUCCAGUCAAGGGUAAAGCGUGGCAGAGGGGCUAUUGGUCCGAGGAUGGAUGAAACAGGUCCGUAUCUUCCCACGAGUGGCAAUGCCAUGGACGAACCUUCAAGAACUAUCGAGACAGGAGACAGGCAGGUUUCCCUACGACCAGAGGGGCCGCCUCCUCCAAGGCAAGACUCGGACUCAUCCUCUGAUGACGACGAUCUUCCCAAGGGUUCCCGUAAGAAGCUGAAGAAAGAAAAGGGCCGUGAGAGGAAACACAAGUCAAAGGAGAAGAGGAAGAAGAGGGAUAGGAAGAAGAUAAAAGAAGAGAAGAGGAGGAAAAGGGGCAGAGACUAGAGUAGAGAUAUUCUUGUGAUGUGUGAUAAUAUUGCAGAGGAGAUGUGUAAUCUGAUCAACUUGUCAACUUUUGUGUACCAAUGCAAAUAUUCUCUGCAUUCAUUCAACGAGUCAGAAUAUUUUAUAUCA